CUCUUUAGUGAAGAGCUUAAAAAGGCAUCAUUGUAUUCUUUCUUCUUCCACAAAUGAUCUUUCUCGAUCUCAUAAGUAUAUAUAUUCCACAAGAAUAUAGCAAUUAAUUAGUAUAUAUAAAUAGGUUAUGCCAUGCCAUUCUUGGUGUGGGCGUUUUGAAUUAUUUUUUUUAAUGAUACCAUAAAGCUAGUGUAUAUAUAUAAGUAGUUUUUUUGAAACACCGUUUUCAAACAAAGAAAGAAAGGGUCAGGCUCGUCAAGGAAGAGCGGCAAGAAGAAUAAUAACAGCAGUUCAGAGAAACCGAAACAGCCUCAGAGAGGGCUGGGUGUUGCGCAAUUAGAGAAGAUUAGAUUACACUCUCAAAUGGGCUGCGCUUUCCUACCUGCUGCUGGGGCGGCUAAUAACCCUCUCCACCAUCACAAUCAUCCUUUCGACGCAAACCACCUCCCUCAUCCUCAUCAGGAGGCCGAUAUUGGAUUGCAGACAGGAUACUCUUCAUCUCCCUCCUCAUUCUCAUACCCGCCCUCCACAUCAUACACUUUCCCAUGCAACCAAACCAUCUUGAUGAGUGCAAGCGAACUGGAAGGAGGAAAUGUAAGAUAUGGAAAUUCUCACCCACUCUCUAAUCCUGGGUGGCAUCAAGGGAUAGUCUACGAGCCCCAGCGAUUUGCUCCAUCGAACAUCACCAGACAUUUCCUCAACCAACACCCCUUAGAGGAGUCGAUUGACAGGAUGGCUAUAAAAGACCGGAGCUAUUUAACCGGGUCGAGUGAUCAGAACUCGGAUUCUCAGGAGGAUCAAGAAAUAGAUUUGGAGCUCAGACUUUCACUUUGAUAAGCCACUUCAAUUAGUAGUCCGCGACAAAAAUGGCAAUUGGGCCAUUGUUUGGAUGGGCCUGACGAUUAAAGAUUUAAAUUGUGUAACAUUGAGGUUCCAUGUAUGACAUAUACCUUCGCUUCAAAUUGCCUUUCAAUGUAGUGUUAUUUUGUGUAGUCGGAGUACUCCGGACUAUAAAUGUACGUACGGAGUACAUUCCAAAAAAAAUACGUAGUAAUGCAAAGACAUCCUUCUAUUCUUAAAAGGAGGGGGAAAAUCGUCCAAAGUUUUUUCCACCUAUCAGCUUAACGAUUUCAGCCGUUGAUCUAUGCAAUUCAAUUAAAUCUACUGACGUUUU
Molecule: messenger RNA, 1174 nt
Organism: Cuscuta campestris
Lineage: Eukaryota; Viridiplantae; Streptophyta; Magnoliopsida; Solanales; Convolvulaceae
Source: the annotation of a GenBank genome assembly